Trypanosoma conorhini is the source of this 2442-nucleotide messenger RNA. Its product is annotated as vacuolar H+-PPase. Gene Ontology annotation, biological process: proton transmembrane transport. Gene Ontology annotation, molecular function: inorganic diphosphate phosphatase activity; diphosphate hydrolysis-driven proton transmembrane transporter activity. Gene Ontology annotation, cellular component: membrane. The transcript has a single exon. Bases 1 to 2442 code for a protein of 813 amino acids. The record is from RefSeq and is a predicted model, not a curated record. NCBI's taxonomy places the organism in Eukaryota, Euglenozoa, Kinetoplastea, Trypanosomatida, Trypanosomatidae.
AUGCGGGACAUGCGGCGUGCCAUCGUGGCGGCGGCGCUGGCGUGCGUCCUCGUCGCCGCCGCCGUGUCUGCGGCGCCGGCGGGGCAGCGGGGGGCGGUGCAGGCGGGGCCCGCCAACGCCACCGUGAACUACCAGCGGGCCGCUUCCGCCAACCUCUCGCGUGGGGUCGGCGGCGGCCACGCCAAGGCGACCGAGCCCUCCCUCAUGAGCGCCAAGUUCACGACGGGCCUCAUUGUGUUCGCCUCCGCCUUGGGCUUCUGCUUCGCCAUGUACUGGUGGUACGUAGUCUCUGAGAUCAGCAUCACGCCCGGGAAGGGGCAGAGCAUCCGCAACUCCCUCCUGACGGAGGAGGUGAUGCGCAACGUGUACGUGAUCAACAGGCGCGUGUCGGAGGGCGCCACCGCGUUUCUCCUCGCGGAGUACCGCUACAUGGGGCUCUUCCUGAUGGCCUUCGGCGCCCUCAUCUUCUUCCUCCUCGGCGUCGCGCUGUCGUCGCCGCAGGACGGCGGGAAGCCGGCGGCGACGCCGUGGGCGAACGCGGCGCUGUCGCUGUUUGCCUUCCUUACCGGCGCCCUGACCUCCGUCUUUGCGGGGUGGAUCGGCAUGCGCAUUGCGGUGUACACCAACGCCCGCACCGCCGUCAUGGCGACGGAGGGGUGCGACGACGGCGACCAGUCGGCCGGGUACGCCCUGGCGUUCCGGACGGCCUUCCGCGGCGGCAUCACGAUGGGGUUUGCGCUGACCUCCGCCGGCCUUUUCUCCCUCUUCGCCACGGUGAAGGUGGUGGAGGCGUACUUUGGCGACUCCGCGGAGAACGUGCGGGAGCUGUACGAGUGCGUGGCCGCCUUUGGUCUCGGCGGGUCGGCCGUGGCGUGCUUCGGCCGUGUCGGCGGCGGGAUCUACACCAAGGCCGCCGACGUCGGCGCGGACCUCGUGGGGAAGGUGGAGAAGAACAUCCCCGAGGACGACGCGCGCAACCCCGGCGUGAUCGCCGACUGCAUCGGGGACAACGUGGGCGACAUUGCGGGGAUGGGCUCGGACCUCUUCGGGAGCUUCGGCGAGGCCUCGUGCGCGGCGCUCGUCAUUGCCGCCGGCUCGCUGGAGCUGUCGGGCGAGUUCACGUACAUGAUGUACCCGCUCCUCAUCACGGCGGUGGGCCUGCUCGUCUGCAUGUGCAGCGCCCUGAUUGCGGCCAGCAGCGGCGGGGUGCAGCGGGCGGAGGACAUUGAGCCGACGCUGAAGCGCCAGCUGCUCAUCUCCACCGUGGCCGCCACCGUGGUGCUCACGUUCCUGACGGACUUUGCGCUGCCGGCGGAGUUUACGAUUGUCGCAACGCACACGACGAAGUGGCGCGCGCUCGUCUGCGUGCUGUGCGGGCUGUGGUCCGGCCUCAUCAUCGGGUACACGACGGAGUACUACACCUCCAACGCCUGCCACCCCGUGCAGGAGCUCGCCGAGGCAUGCGAGACGGGCGCCGCCACGAACAUCAUCUACGGCCUGUCCCUCGGCUACUUCUCUGUGGUGCCGCCCAUCAUUGCCAUGUCCGUGACGAUCUACACCUCCUACCACAUGGCAGACUUGUACGGCUUCGCCCUCGCCGCCCUGGGCAUUCUCUCCACCAUGUCCAUUGCCCUUACCAUCGACGCGUACGGGCCCAUCUCCGACAACGCCGGCGGCAUUGCGGAGAUGGCGCACAUGGGCCACGAGAUCCGCGAGAUCACCGACGCGCUCGACGCCGCGGGCAACACCACCGCCGCCAUUGGGAAGGGCUUCGCCAUUGCGUCCGCCGCGUUUGUGGCGCUUGCCCUCUACGCCGCCUUUGUGUCCCGUGUGGGCAUUCCCGUCAUCAACAUCCUUGACGCACGCGUGAUGACCGGCCUGCUGCUUGGCGCGAUGCUGCCGUACUUCUUCUCUGCGUUCACGAUGAAGUCGGUGGGCGUGGCGGCGAUGGACAUGGUGAACGAGAUCCGCCGGCAGUUCCAGAACCCGGCGGUGGCGGAGGGCGUGGAGGAGCCGGACUACGAGAGCUGCGUCGCCAUUGCCACGCAGGCGGCGCUGCACCAGAUGGUGGCCCCUGCCUGCCUCGUCAUGCUGACGCCCAUCGUGAUCGGUGUGCUGUUUGGUCCCUACACCCUCGCGGGGCUGCUUCCCGGCGCCACCGUCUCCGGCGUGCAGGUGGCCAUCUCCGCCUCCACCACCGGCGGGGCGUGGGACAACGCGAAGAAGUACAUCGAGAAGGGCGGGCUGCGCGACAAGAACAAGGGGAAGGGCUCGCCGCAGCACGCGGCCGCCGUCAUUGGCGACACCGUUGGCGACCCGCUGAAGGACACCUCCGGGCCCGCGCUGAACAUUUUGAUCAAACUGAUGGCCAUCAUCUCCGUCGUCUUUGCGCCCGUCUUCGAGUCGCAGCUCGGCGGCAUUUUGAUGCGGUUCAUUGGCUGA